Sciurus carolinensis (gray squirrel) is the source of this 9362-nucleotide messenger RNA. It is a transcript of the gene Insr, whose product is annotated as insulin receptor. Lineage: Eukaryota; Metazoa; Chordata; Mammalia; Rodentia; Sciuridae. The transcript has 22 exons. Gene Ontology annotation, biological process: positive regulation of MAPK cascade; multicellular organism development; protein autophosphorylation. Gene Ontology annotation, cellular component: insulin receptor complex; axon; membrane. The record is from RefSeq and is a predicted model, not a curated record. Gene Ontology annotation, molecular function: ATP binding; insulin receptor substrate binding; phosphatidylinositol 3-kinase binding. Bases 515 to 4660 code for a protein of 1381 amino acids.
CCGCCUUUUCCCGCGGUCCAAACGGGGCCCAGCUGACGGGCCGCGUUGUUUACGGGCUCCAGCAGCCCUUGCUCCCGCCGCCCGCCCGCCGCCCGCCACCCGCCAGCCCAGGUGCCCGCCCGCCUGUCCGCGCGCCCCUCUGUCCGCGCGUCCCUCUGUCCAGGCGUCCGCAGAUCGCGGUCCAGAGCGCGCGGAGCGGAGAUCCGCGAGGCCGGGGCGCAACGAGGAGCUUCUGGGCCUUGAGAUCGAGGGACCGGGCCCGAGUCGCCGUGGCCGGGGGGUCGGGACCGCCUCCUCCCUGCCGCGCCACCGCUUUUGUAGCGGCCGAAGCCGCGCGCACGCCCCGGGGCUGUCUCAAGGGCCCUGUCGCGUGGGGGCUGCGGCCAACAAGUCACCCGCGUGGAAGAGAAGGACGCGUAGCCUCCAGCGCCUCUCCGAUAGCCGCCUCGGAGCAUGACCCCCGCGGCCCGGCUCCGCGCGCUCUGAUCCGCCGAGACCCCGCGCUCCCGCAGCCAUGGGCGCCGGGGGCCGGCGGGGGGCGGCGGCCGCGCCGCUGCUGGUGGCCGUGGCCGCGUUGCUGGUGGGCGCCGCGGGCCACCUGUUCCCGGGAGAGGUGUGUCCCGGCAUGGAUAUCCGGAACAACCUCACCAGGCUGCACGAACUGGAGAACUGCUCGGUCAUCGAAGGACACCUGCAGAUCCUGCUGAUGUUCAAAACCAGGCCCGAGGACUUCCGGGACCUCAGUUUCCCCAAGCUGAUCGUCAUCACCGACUACCUGCUGCUCUUCCGGGUCUACGGGCUGGAGAGCCUGAAGGACCUGUUCCCCAACCUCACCGUCAUCCGCGGCUCCCGCCUCUUCUUCAACUACGCGCUGGUCAUCUUCGAGAUGGUGCACCUGAAGGAGCUGGGGCUCUACAGCCUCAUGAACAUCACCCGGGGCUCCGUGCGCAUCGAGAAGAACAACGAGCUCUGCUACCUGGCCACCAUCGACUGGUCGCGGAUCCUGGACUCCGUGGAGGACAACUACAUCGUGCUGAACAAGGACGACAACGAAGAAUGCGGGGACAUCUGCCCGGGCACCGCCAAGGGCAAGACCAGCUGCCCCGCCACCGUCAUCAACGGGCAGUUUGUGGAGCGCUGCUGGACGCACAGCCACUGCCAGAAAGUUUGCCCGACCAUCUGUAAGUCGCACGGCUGCACCGCCGAAGGGCUCUGCUGUCACAGCGAGUGCUUGGGCAACUGCUCCGAGCCCGACGACCCCACCAAGUGCGUUGCCUGCCGCAACUUCUACCUGGACGGCCGGUGCGUGGAGACCUGCCCGCCCCCCUACUACCACUUCCAAGACUGGCGCUGUGUGAACUUCAGCUUCUGCCAGGACCUGCACAACAGAUGCAAGAACUCACGGAGGCAGGGCUGCCACCAGUACGUCAUUCACAACAACAAAUGUAUCCCCGAAUGUCCUUCCGGGUACACCAUGAAUUCCAGCAACUUGAUGUGCACCCCAUGCCUGGGCCCCUGUCCCAAGGUCUGUCACCUUCUAGAAGGCGAGAAGACCAUCGACUCCGUGACGUCGGCCCAGGAGCUGCGCGGCUGCACCGUAGUCAACGGGAGCCUGAUCAUCAACAUUCGAGGGGGCAACAACCUGGCUGCUGAGCUGGAGGCCAACCUUGGCCUCAUUGAAGAAAUUUCAGGGUAUCUGAAAAUCCGCCGAUCCUACGCUCUGGUGUCCCUGUCCUUCUUCCGGAAGUUGCGUUUGAUUCGAGGAGAGACGCUGGAGAUCGGGAACUACUCUUUCUACGCCUUGGACAACCAGAACCUCAGGCAGCUCUGGGACUGGAGCAAGCACAACCUCACCAUCACUCAGGGGAAACUCUUCUUCCACUAUAACCCCAAACUCUGCUUGUCGGAAAUUCACAAGAUGGAAGAAGUUUCCGGAACCAAGGGACGCCAGGAGAGGAAUGACAUCGCCCUGAAGACCAACGGGGACCAGGCAUCUUGUGAAAAUGAAUUACUUAAAUUUUCUUUCAUUAAGACAUCUUUCGACAAGAUCUUGCUGAAAUGGGAGCCAUACUGGCCCCCUGACUUCCGGGACCUCUUAGGAUUCAUGCUCUUCUACAAAGAGGCCCCUUACCAGAACGUGACCGAGUUCGACGGGCAGGAUGCAUGUGGCUCCAACAGCUGGACCGUGGUGGACAUUGACCCGCCUCAGAGAUCCAACGACCCCAAGCCCCAGCACCACCCUGGGUGGCUGAUGCGGGGUCUCAAGCCCUGGACCCAGUACGCCAUCUUCGUCAAGACCUUGGUCACCUUUUCUGAUGAGCGUCGGACCUACGGGGCCAAGAGCGACAUCAUCUACGUGCAGACGGACGCCACCAAUCCUUCCGUCCCCCUGGAUCCCAUCUCGGUCUCUAACUCCUCGUCUCAGAUCAUUUUGAAGUGGAAGCCCCCCUCGGACCCCAACGGCAACAUCACACACUACCUGGUGUACUGGGAAAGGCAGGAGGAAGACAGCGAGCUCUACGAGUUGGAUUACUGUCUCAAAGGUCUGAAGCUGCCCUCGCGCACAUGGUCCCCGCCCUUCGAGUCCGAGGAUGCUCAGAAGCACAAUCAGAGCGAGUACGAGGAUUCGGCCGGGGAAUGCUGCUCCUGCCCCAAGACGGACUCUCAGAUCCUGAAGGAGCUGGAGGAGUCCUCCUUCCGGAAGACCUUCGAGGAUUACCUGCACAAUGUGGUUUUCGUCCCCAGAAAAACCUCUUCAGGCAGUGGUACCGAGGAUCCUAGGCCGUCUCGGAAGCGCAGGUCCCUUGGCCUGGUGGAGAACGUGACGGAGCUGGCGCCCACGGCCCUGGUUCUCCCCAGCAGCGCCCCCAGCGAGCCGGCCAGCCAGGAGGAGCACAGGCCCUUUGAGAAGGUGGUGAACAAGGAGUCGCUGGUCAUCUCGGGCCUGCGCCACUUCACCGGCUACCGCAUCGAGCUGCAGGCCUGCAACCAGGACGCCCCCGAGGAGAGGUGCAGCGUGGCCGCCUACGUCAGCGCGCGCACCAUGCCCGAAGCCAAAGCGGAUGACAUCGUCGGACCUGUGACCCACGAGAUCUUCGAGAACAACGUCGUUCACCUGAUGUGGCAAGAGCCCAGGGAACCCAAUGGUCUGAUCGUGCUGUACGAAGUGAGCUACCGGCGCUACGGCGACGAGGAGCUGCAUCUCUGUGUCUCCCGGAAGCACUUUGCUCUGGAGAGGGGCUGCAGGCUGCGUGGGCUGUCACCAGGCAACUACAGCGUGCGCGUCCGGGCCACGUCCCUGGCAGGCAACGGCUCCUGGACAGAAGCCACCUAUUUCUACGUGACAGAUUAUCUAGACGUUCCAUCAAAUAUUGCAAAAAUCAUCAUCGGUCCCCUCAUCUUUGUCUUUCUCUUCAGCGUUGUGAUUGGAAGCAUUUACCUAUUCCUGCGGAAAAGGCAGCCAGAUGGGCCUAUGGGACCUCUCUACGCUUCUUCCAACCCUGAGUACCUCAGUGCCAGUGACGUGUUUCCCUCUUCCGUGUACGUGCCGGACGAGUGGGAGGUGCCUCGAGAGAAGAUCACCCUCCUGCGAGAGCUGGGGCAGGGCUCCUUCGGCAUGGUGUACGAGGGUAAUGCCAGGGACAUCGUCAAAGGCGAGGCGGAGACCCGGGUGGCCGUGAAGACCGUCAACGAGGCAGCCAGUCUCCGGGAGCGGAUCGAGUUCCUCAAUGAGGCCUCGGUCAUGAAGGGCUUCACCUGCCAUCAUGUGGUCCGCCUCCUGGGAGUGGUGUCCAAGGGCCAGCCCACGCUGGUGGUGAUGGAGUUGAUGGCCCACGGAGACCUGAAGAGCUACCUCCGCUCUCUGAGACCGGAGGCUGAGAACAAUCCCGGUCGCCCUCCCCCUACCCUGCAAGAGGUGAUUCAGAUGGCAGCAGAAAUCGCAGACGGGAUGGCGUACUUGAAUGCCAAGAAGUUCGUGCACCGGGACCUGGCAGCUCGAAACUGCAUGGUUGCUCACGAUUUCACUGUCAAAAUUGGAGAUUUUGGAAUGACCAGAGACAUCUACGAAACGGAUUACUACCGGAAAGGCGGCAAGGGCCUGCUGCCCGUGCGGUGGAUGGCACCCGAGUCCCUGAAGGACGGGGUCUUCACUGCUUCUUCCGACAUGUGGUCCUUCGGUGUGGUCCUCUGGGAGAUCACCAGCCUGGCAGAGCAGCCUUACCAAGGCCUGUCUAACGAGCAGGUGCUGAAGUUCGUCAUGGAUGGCGGGUACCUGGAGCAGCCCGACAACUGUCCGGAUACAGUCACCGAACUGAUGCGCAUGUGCUGGCAGUUCAACCCCAAGAUGCGGCCCACCUUCCUGGAGAUCGUCAACCUGCUCAAGGAUGACCUGCACCCCAGCUUUCCAGAGGUGUCCUUCUUCCACAGCGAGGAGAACAAGGCUCCCGAGAGUGAGGAGCUGGAGAUGGAGUUUGAGGACAUGGAGAAUGUGCCCUUGGAUCGGUCCUCCCACUGUCAGAGGGAGGAGGCCGGGGGCCGGGAGGGAGGGUCCUCGCUGGGCAUCAAGCGGAACUAUGAGGAGCACAUCCCCUACACCCACAUGAAUGGGGGCAAGAAGAACGGGCGGAUUCUGACCUUGCCGCGCUCCAGCCCUUCCUAACAGUGCCUGCGCGGGGGGACGGGUCUCCGUUUUCACUUUCCUCUGGUCUGAACGCCUCUAGAAAACUCAGGAUUCUCACGACUCUACCCCAACGUCAGACAGCGCUCAGAGAUCGUUCCUGUACGUUUCUGUUCAUCUUUUGGCCCAGAACACGCUGUGUGCUUGCCAACUCGACGGGUCCUCAGGAGACUUAACUGUGAACCUGGAGGGGACGGGGUUCCACGGCUGCUGCCCUUUGGGCGUCCACGGUUUCAAACCAGGAUUUUUUUUUUCUAGUAGAUUGAAAGAAAACACCCAUUUUUACGAAGUUUUUAUUUUUAUUUUGUCUUCUGCUAGUGUCUGAGCUACAGUUUAAAAGAGAAAACUUGUUUGUGGGACAAAAGUUUGAAAGAAAGAAACAAACAAAACCCUGUCCCAGCAGAAUCCCGAGCUUUACUGGGCGGGCUUCGGCAUCCAGGCAGAAGGAUUUGAUUAUUUUUUUUCUUGUUCACACCAUCGGUUCCUCAAGUUGACCAAUAGCUGCUGCUUUCCCACUUCUGAUGAGGGCGCACAGCCCUGGCAGGUGUGCCCGCGUGUGCUUUGGUGUGCGUGCGUGUGCAGGGUAGAGGCAGCUGCGUGUGUGCGCGUGCGUGAGCAUUCAUGCUGGGUUGAGGCUCUGGAAUGGGCUCUGACUGUCUGCGGUCGGCAGCUUCUUACUCCCUGGGAGGCUGUGCCCGAGACCGAUCCUUCUCCUGUCAGGACUCUUGCCUCAGGUGUCUUUUCUCUCUUCCCUUUGGUGAAUAAAAUGUUUUCCAGGAGUCCAGGGAGGAGCAUUUAGUUUGGAGUGAUCAUCUUGGCUGUUGGGAAGACCAAACAAAGCCAGGACAAAAAGACAAAGAAGCAAAAGGAAAAAAAAAGAAAAGAAAAGAAAAAAAAAAAAAAAACAAAAAACUGAGAUGACAGAGUUUUGAGGAUAUACUUGUAACAUAUUUAAUUUUUAAGAAAUCUCUGGCAUUAGCCUCAUAAGUUAUUGACUGUUUCCUGGAGGAGUUCUGGGUGGGUCUGCCUGUCUAGGGAGAGGGGGUGGGGCAUGGGUAGCCUCUUACUUGGGUCUUAAAGGUGUGUUUUCUGGAAAUUAGGCCACAUUAGCUGCUAACCCUUUUGGACAUUUUGAGGCCACAUGGAGUGUGUGGACAACUGGGUUUUAUGGUUGGUCUGGUUUGGACGUCAAGUUCUGCUGGAAAUGUCCGGCUUGGAUGAACUAGUAGUUACCUAGAGAUGGGCCCACCUUCAAGAACACCUGUGUUCACCCUUUGGUUCUCUGUGCGUACCUCCCCCCGCCACCCCUGGCAUUGCUUCUCCUGGGUGUGCACCUUCCUCAGUUACUGGGCAGACACAACAAAUCAGAUCCCAAAGACCAACACCAAGGAUGGACUCUGAGAACAUGAAGCAAUAUCACAGGGGAUGCCCUGAGAAUGUCGGUCCCCUCCAUCCUUGGGACAUGUGAGUGUCCUCAGUACCAAUCUCCCAGAGCUGCCCUGUGCCCAAGAACCUCAGCUGGGUCAGGAGUGGUACCUGAGCAUGUCCCUCAGGUGCUUAUAAUGUUGCAACCUCUAAGAGACUAACGUCUGGAGGAGAAACCAUCAAAGACUUUCCCACCACUGAACGGGUGUGAACCCACAGUUUUUUUCUCCAUGUGAGAAGAACCACAGCUGCUCAAGUGAAGAACAUGGUGAACUCUCCACCUGGGUUCAUCAAAACCGUGCCCACCGGUCACUCCUGAGUGUUUUCCUAUAGGUGUUUGAUUGCUUCCUUCUCCACUUCCUCUCAUAAGAGUUGUGGGGCAGACAUACAGUGACAACCUCCGAGCCCUCUCGAUUCUGGGUUGAGAACACAGGUAGACAUGAAUUCAAUCGCCUAUUACUAUCUUAUUUAUGUGAUUUGAGAAAAUACAACAUGUAAAGUAUUGCUGGGGAGCCUCAGUGAUUGGGUACAAGAAGCAAGAGUACAGAAAUUAUUUUCGCCAAUAUUAUUUUGUAAAUAGAAGAGGGUCUGUAUGUCAAUUAAAGACACAUAGAUCUAGGUAUUUUGUUCUUUUCGUAGUAAAUUUGUAGUGGUAAUAUACUACACUAGCAGCCGUUUUCACAUUUUUCUAAUUCAGAAAGGUUUUCUUAUAUUAGUGGGAAAAAGUAUUUAUUUUAAUAUAUAAAAUCACUCUAAAAAUCACUUUCAUAAAAAAUGGAGUGCAUGUAAAUUUUUAUCAAAGAAAAAUAAACAGGUGAAUGUGGGUCAUGAUUUUUUUUUCCAGCACAGUCUACCUCAGCGUAUUGUUAGGAUGUGGUUCAAUAACAGACAUCUUCGAGACUUCAGAAUUCUGCCUGGAUCCAGUUCAAAUCAGGAAAAAAGUGUAUCAGCUGAUUCCAAAUGGCAGGGACCAGUGAGAAUUUUGAGGGAGGGAGUUAGGAUGGAGAAGUUGUAGCCUUCAUGUGAACCUAAGUCCUGUUUCUCCCGACUGAUAGUAUUUCUCUCUGAAUUAAAUCUUCCUUUGAAAAAAAAAAAAAAUCCUGCAUCUAUCGACACUGUGUGCCCCAAACAUAAACCAAGUUUCAGGUCAUUACAAUGUAGCUGAAGUAUGGAUGGAGCACCUGGUUUGCCUUCCUCGGUUGACUUGUGGCUGUCUCAUCUGCCACGGAAAAGACCAGCUUUGGCUCUGGGCCAGAAUCCGUCAUGCCCCUGUCCCACUGAAUCCCUGAAAAGUGAGUGCAAAGAUAGCUUGGGUUCUCUGAGCCCAUUCCCAGUCCUUCAGACUGACGAUGCCCUGGGGUGGGGGGCAGAUGGAUCGUAUUCACAGGCACCUCACACACAAACACCUAUUGCAGGGUCUCCUUUCACGGGAGACAGGGGCAGGGGGUGUUUCUGGAAAUUCCAAUUCAAAACUCAGCAGUGUGCUGAACACAAUUUUAACCACAAAACCUUGAACCCUUGGCUUGGGACUUGAUUGACCUCCAGCUGAUACCGUCUGACCUUGUGCGACUUUGGGAAGGCUUGUGAAAGUCUGGCUGGGUCGGCAGGCAGGGCCCUUGUCUUGUUUGCCAAGCUUACUGCCCUUGUACUUCUGGCACUGCCCGGCGGACCCACUCCUCUCCACCCGUCUGGAGGGGGGUCGAGGGCCGGGCCUACCCUGUGCAAAUGUGGCUCCACCAAUCUCAUUUUGAUGUCUCCUGCUUCAGUGUGAAGGGCAGGCAGCUGUUGGUUCACAGAACUCCUUUUGGCGUUGGAAAAUGUUGACAAACAACAGAAGUUUGGCCCGAGAAAGGCAUGGCUGUCCUGGGAGUUGGAAGUGAUGGGUUACCAAAAAAGCAACAAAACUGGCUUAGGUGAACAUUCUCGUUAUUUGUUUUUAAAGACAUCCUCGUUCUUAUGAGCACGUUUUCAUCACAUGUGGAAUCGAUGCAAUUGUCUCUUCUUUCAGGAGGAGAAUCCCAAACACAUCUCUCUCCCUAGGUCAGGGCUGCCGAGCGCACACUAGGAAAUGUGCGUGUUCUGUGAGCUCUCCUGAGUGCUGUCCUCUCAUUUCAAGCUGGUGGGAAGGGGAUGCUGCCGUUCUCUGGGUAAAGCACGAUUUAAUGAAAAUGUGGAAUCGAGGAGAGAGUUAGCACUAAGAUGCUGUGACCUCUAGGAAUGGUGCCACCAACCGAUGAACAAUCUUUGAUCAUGCCAGGGCAGAUGGUCCAGUAUUGGAUGCGCUUGUUGGGUUAGGAAGUCCUUUCGCUGUAGACCACCAUAACACUAGUUGAUGGGCAGUGUGGCCAUCGAGGUGUGGUUCCUGCUGGCCAUCCUGGUAAGUGGACAGAUGUGCUAUUGUACCAGCAGUAGUCAUUUUUCUACUCCAUGGUGGGUGGAAUUUGGGGAUAAAUGUCUUGUGGAGGCCAUCUGGUGAGUCCUUGACACCUUAGGCUCUUCAGAAAUUCGGGUUUUAUUGGGGGUGGGGGAGGGGGAAUGGUUUUUAUAUAAAUGGUGUGCAUAGAGUAGUGUCAUUUCAGAAAAUCUUCCAGAAUGUUCUUAAGAAUACUAAUUUAUGCCAGAGGUUGGAAAUGGAAAGAACAGACCAGCACUUCUUCUUUAGAGCACAUAAAAAGAAGCUGAUGGCCUCUUAGGGGCUGUGACAAGGUAAAUAUAUCCUUAGGGGUCCUCAAGAAAUGGAGGCAAGCAAUGACCUUUUGAGCUCACUGUUACCUUCUGAUACUAAUCAAGGUCCAGAACCAGCCUCUAGCCAAAUGUUUAUGUGGGUGUGGGCCAUAAACAUCCUUGUUAAAAACCAGAUCAUGGAUCUGGGGCUCUCGGUUGCAUUUGACAAGGAAGGACUGUCCCCGAGUGUGUGUGAACACACGCGUGCAGGCGGCUCACCCGGUCUUUAUACUUUCUAGCAGGUCUGCUGUUCCCUGCCCCUUUGUGUGUCUGAGUGGCCUUGGCCCUGCAUGUCGCAAUGCAGAUCAAAUGUCCACAGCUUUUGCAGAAGGCAACUCAGAAACAUGAAACCCACCCAAAGCCCAAUUAUUAUGUUUUCAAUGUUUUCCUACAAGAGCCAAGUAGCACCAUGUACAGAAUAUGUCUUUUUUUGGUGGUGGGGGUGGGGGCCUGAAGGUAUUGGAAUUGUUCUGCAUGUAAAAUAUGGGAUAAUUACUUGUUUAUAUUAAAAUUCUGAAUAAAUUAUCUGAGAAUA